Colletotrichum karsti is the source of this 1230-nucleotide messenger RNA. RefSeq names its product pyruvate dehydrogenase e1 component alpha. The coding region runs from base 1 to 1230 and encodes 409 amino acids. Gene Ontology annotation, molecular function: pyruvate dehydrogenase (acetyl-transferring) activity. Gene Ontology annotation, biological process: pyruvate decarboxylation to acetyl-CoA. The transcript has 4 exons. Lineage: Eukaryota; Fungi; Ascomycota; Sordariomycetes; Glomerellales; Glomerellaceae. The record is from RefSeq and is a predicted model, not a curated record. Gene Ontology annotation, cellular component: intracellular membrane-bounded organelle.
AUGUUCUCCCGCGCGAUCAGGUUAAACCGAGCGGUGCCUCUGCGCACUCGUGCUCCCGCUUCUUUUGUUUCUGCUUCUCGGUCCGUCACCACCAAUGCCGCAUCGGCGACCCUGGAGAAGGGCCUCCCGCAGUCCGACGAUGAGCCUUUCCAGAUCACCCUGAGCGAUGAGAGCUUCGAGACGUACCAGCUCGACCCCCCGCCAUACACCCUCGAGGUGACCAAGAAGGAGUUGAAGCAGAUGUACAAGGACAUGGUCGUUGUCAGACAAAUGGAGAUGGCUGCCGACCGAUUGUACAAGGAGAAGAAGAUCCGUGGUUUCUGCCAUUUGUCUACCGGUCAGGAGGCUGUCGCCGUCGGUAUUGAGCACGCUCUUACUCGCGAGGACGACGUCAUCACUGCCUACCGUUGCCACGGCUUCGCCUACAUGCGCGGCGGAACCGUCCGCUCCAUCAUUGGUGAGCUUCUGGGUCGCCGCGAGGGUAUCGCGUACGGCAAGGGAGGUUCCAUGCACAUGUUCACCAAGGGCUUCUACGGAGGCAACGGUAUUGUCGGUGCGCAAGUACCCGUCGGUGCCGGUCUCGCUUUUGCCCACAAGUACACUGGCCGCAAGAACGCCUCCGUCAUCUUGUACGGUGACGGUGCCAGCAACCAGGGUCAGGUCUUCGAGGCCUUCAACAUGGCCAAGCUUUGGGGCCUGCCCGCACUCUUCGGCUGCGAGAACAACAAGUACGGUAUGGGUACCGCUGCUGCCCGCUCCUCCGCUCUUACCGACUACUACAAGCGUGGUCAGUACAUCCCCGGUCUGAAGGUCAACGGCAUGGACGUCCUUGCCGUCAAGGCCGCCGUCAAGUACGGAAAGGACUACACCGUCGCCGAGAACGGACCCCUUGUCCUUGAGUACGUUACCUACCGCUAUGGUGGACACUCCAUGUCCGACCCUGGCACCACCUACCGCACCCGCGAGGAGAUCCAGCGCAUGCGUUCCACCAACGACCCCAUCGCCGGUCUCAAGCAGAAGAUCAUGGACUGGGAGGUUGUCACCGAGGACGAGCUCAAGACCAUCGACAAGGAGGCCCGCAGCUUCGUCAACGAGGAAGUUGCCGCUGCCGAGGCCAUGGCCGUUCCCCAGACCACCCCUCAGAUUCUGUACGAGGACAUUUACGUCAAGGGCACCGAGCCCCAGUACAUCCGCGGCCGCACCGCCGAGGAGUCCUACUACUUCAACUAA